Cladocopium goreaui is the source of this 2400-nucleotide messenger RNA. The record is from the annotation of a GenBank genome assembly. NCBI's taxonomy places the organism in Eukaryota, Dinophyceae, Suessiales, Symbiodiniaceae.
AGGAACACGGGACCUUGCUCAUGGCGCAGCGGAAGGGCUCAAUGUCCUUGCUGCCAGAGCCAGAGGCUGAAAAGAGCCAACCAUUGCAGACAAGCCCGCCUUUGCAGACGAGCCCACAGGCAGUUGUCUCAAAUGGGAGGGCUCGCCAGGUAGCACAGCCCAAGUUUGCGAGAGGUGCCCCACAGGCGAGAUCUUCGAAGUCUUUGCCACCGAAAAAAGAGGCCUCGACAGGAUGUGAAUCGAUGGCCGGAAAGGCUGGCUCCAUCCAUUACACUCAACCCCAGGUUCAAGCCAGACUGAUGGAGGAACCACCAAUGCUGAACUACAGCGGACGCCAGGGCUCCCUUUCCUUGUUACCAGACUUGCCCGUCAAGCCACAUAGAGACGUCUGUGCCGCCCGGCCUGACGAGAUGGAGGCUGAGCACACAGACUUGCCGCAGGACGAUGUGCAAGAGGCGUCGAACUUGUCGCUUCAAGACUGGGCAGAGGGUCAUCACUACGGUGACAAAGACAGUCGGAAAGAGGGCCAUACCACGCCAACAUCUGGGACACAGACGCCAAGGACGAAGGCCCUCUCCGAGCCCAACUCCGACUCUGGCCCAGAAACGAUGGAGCGGGUGUUUUCCUUGUCUGCAUUGGAUUCACUUCUUCAAGAUCCAGAGGGCAAAGCGGAUCUCCGGCAUCAACUUGAACUUGAUGAACUGGAAGAUCGAAGACCCAAGUACACAUCGCGCCACUUGAACAGACCUGUGGUGGUUGUGUCCUCUGAAGUGAACCCGUGGUCAAAAACAGGUGGCCUUGCGAUGGUGGCAGGUUCGUAUGGCUAUGAAUUUGCCAUGCGAGGACAUCGCACAAUGGUUGUGUCGCCUCGCUAUGCCGCCUACGAUGGUGCUCACUACGUCGGCUACACCAAGAUUUGGUUAGAUGGAAGAGAGCACGAGGUUCAGUUCUUCCAUCUCUAUCAAGAUCUUGGUGAUGGCAACGGCACAGACUACAUCUUUGUUGGUCAUGAUUGUUUCAGGCGUGGGGGUCUGUAUUGCGACCCUCACACUGGCAAGGAGUACCUUGACAACCUGUUCCGCUUCUCUCUUCUUACCGUUGCUGCGCUAGAAGCCCCGCUUAUUUUGAACAUUCGGGGCCACACCUUUGGGCAGGAUGUUCUGUUCAUCGCCAACGACUGGCAGACUGGUUUGUUGCCGGUCUACCAUCUCUACAAGUACCGCCGCAACAACACCUACAGAAAUUCCAGAUGCAUGUUCGUGAUCCACAACAUUGGCUAUCAGGGCAAGUAUCGCUUGAGCAAGUUCCCAAUUGACAGCUAUCUAGGACUUCCACCGGAUGCAAUUGACCUUCUGCAGGGUGAGGACUUGAACUUGCGCAAUGAUUGCAUGAACCUCAUGUCGGCUGCAAUCCUGGCAAGUGACAGAGUUCUGACGGUCUCACCAAACUAUGCUGCGGAGAUUCAGAGCCCGGAAGGAGGUCAAGGACUACAUGAAAUUCUUCAGCAGAAGGGCCACCAGCAGCGCAUGGCUGGCAUCUUGAAUGGUAUCGCAGAUGAAUGGAACCCAAAGACAGACCCGCAUAUUCCGACCAACUAUAGCCUCAGAAACUUUGAUGAAGGCAAGGCACUGUGCAAAAAGGAAUUGCAGAGAUCCUUGGGUUUACAUGAAGAUCCUGGAGCUGCUUUGAUCGGCUUCUGCGGCCGUUUGUGCUACCAGAAGGGUGUUCACCUCAUCACACAGAUCAUCCCGUGGUUACUCACCUACGAAUCCAGUGCAGUGCUAGGACGCGUGCAAGUCAUUCUGAUGGGCAAAGGUGAAGACACCUAUGCAAACCAGUUGUCGGAUGCCGAGAAUCACAACAAAGGACGGGUCUGUGGCUACGUUGGAUUUGACCCAAAGAUCGAGCACCGCAUGCUAGCAGGCUGCGACUUCCUCAUGAUGCCGUCCCAAUAUGAACCAUGUGGCCUUCCACAGAUGUAUGCUCAAGCAUACGGAACUGUGCCAGUGGUCCACGAAACUGGAGGUCUGAAGGACUCUGUCUCCGGACUUUGGGAUGAGCACAGGGACCGCGAAACUGCAACAGGGUUCCUGUUCUGUGGCUUCGAUGAAAAUCAUUUGAAGGAGCGAAUGUAUCAGGCCCUAGAGGUGUUCCACAAGAAGCACGACCUUUUCAGACAAAUCCAAAUGAAUGGUCUUCGGAAAAACUACUACUGGCCUCAGGCCAUUGACGAGUACGAACGCCAACUUGAUUGGACUUUGGACAGUGACGCAGCCGUGAGCUAGAGCUCAGCUCGUCUCGGUCAGGUGCAUUCAGGUGCUGAGGGCGGUGCUAGGUACCUUUUGUACUGGCACAGCAACUACAACAAUUCACAGGGGUCUUCCUCAUGCUAAUGAUGCC